This is a messenger RNA of Laccaria bicolor S238N-H82, 798 nucleotides long. RefSeq lists its product as uncharacterized. The transcript has 3 exons. The record is from RefSeq and is a predicted model, not a curated record. The coding region runs from base 1 to 798 and encodes 265 amino acids. NCBI's taxonomy places the organism in Eukaryota, Fungi, Basidiomycota, Agaricomycetes, Agaricales, Hydnangiaceae.
AUGAUACUUGACAGAAGACAACCCCGCUUGCUCGACUUUCGGGCACCUCAUGCUUCUCCUUAUUCUAUCGAAAUCAAAUCCAGGCAAAACCCUGAUUCUACAACAAAUAUGCCCAACCCUUUGACGUCUGGCAACAGCAACAAUCAAUUGAAGACUGUUAUUGUGUUUGUUAUGUUGGCCGUCGCACUUCUUGGCCUUGCGACGUUUGUCAUCCGACGAUUUCGAAACAAACGACCCGUCACUACGAAUCAUUUUUUCAAUGUCGGCCAACAUUACUCUGCGUUCCUGCCACCUAGCGGUCCCUCGAUUUCUUAUCCUAUAGCUACCGGCAUGCCGCCACUCCUUCCCAGAAGCUUUCCCCUCAAUCGACAUCCAGAACCCCGUCACACAGCCGUCCCUGCCGUAUAUUUAGGAAGCGGGCAGCAUAUUAAUUCUGCAUAUGUAUCUGAUGGCUGGCGUAUGAUUGAAAGUCUGAGGUUGUCCCCACACGUCAGGCUGGGAGACAAAGACGCCCUUCCAGCGUACGAUAAAACUGGUGGCCCGCCCAAUUACGUCGAUUUGAAUGCUAUGCCAAUCCAGCCGGUUCCGCCACAGUGCGACGGGCGAAUAUCUCCGCCGGAAGCGCAUGAUCCUACUCAAGAGCGGGAUCUAGCGAAUAUUUCCGGAACAGAGGGGGAAGGGGAGGGAACACAGAGCAAUAUCGAACAACACAUUGAUCCUCUGCCAACGUCUUCAUCGACUACUGAGGAGCCUCCCCCCACUUAUCCAGCGCAGAUGCAACCGGUCCUCCUGGUGUAG